UGACAGUGUUGGCUGUAAGAUCUUGUCUCUUAUCUGCAUUGCAAGCGAAGUUGGGUAAGGUUCUUUUGUAACCCCUUUAGUGACCACAUAACCCUUUGUAAACUGUAAUCCUGGCUGAAAUUCUCUGUACCCCUCUUUGGGGUGAGGAGCAAAGGACGUGUGCGUGGUUCGAGGAGGUGUGUGAAAAGCCAUCGCAGAUGCCCAGAUGGUCAAGAAGAAGUGAGCGACUGGGAGAGAUGGCAGGACAAAUCCGUUGUGUCUGAUGCUAAACGAGGUAGCAACAUUGGCGGCCUCAGAGGUGAGGCAAACACCCCCGAAGGCGAGACAAGAAAUAAGCCCCGGCCCCCUGGAGCCAGCCCUGCUAGUGAGGCUGGCACCCUGGGCCCGAGACAGGAGCUGGGGCCUGAACCCCGACCGUGAAGUGGCGCGAGCCCAGAGAUAAUGAGGCGACUUUUGGUCCCUCCUUUGCGGCCAGACGCGUCCCAGCUCCACUCGCCCGAGAGAGGCCAAUGACUGCAGCCGGCGCUCUGGAGCCGGUGGAGGAACCCAGCCGUGGUCAGGAAACGCGUCAGCCGGGCAUCCCCACGUGUGCGGCUCCGGGUCUGAAUGUCGGGGGGCCUGGAGGUGCCCGGACCCUGCUGGGAUGCGGGACACCCCCUGUCUGCACUGAGCGGGGCUGCGAAAAGCACCAAGAAACCUCCCCGGCGAAUGGGGGCUGGGAUCUCCUUCCCUCAUCACCACUGGGAGCCAUGACUGCCCCGGACUCCUGGGUCCCCUUCCGGCAGCACCGCCAGCUCAGCCUCUACCUGCUGGCCAUCAUGACCUUCUCCUUCCUCAUCCACCUACGCAGCCGGUUCCUUACCACAAGACAGAGUCUCUCCUCCCUGAACACAACGAAGGGGUCCCCAGCCACGGAGCGGGGCAUGUGGACCGUGAACUCUGCCGGGCGCCUGGGGAACCAGAUGGGGGAAUACGCCACCCUCUACGCCCUGGCCAAGAUGAACGGACGCCAAGCCUACAUCCUCCCGGAGAUGCACCAGCAGCUGGCACCGCUCUUCCGCAUCACCCUGCCCGUGCUCUCCAGCGACAUGGUCCAGAACAUCCCGUGGAAGGAUUAUGAGCUCCACGACUGGAUGUCGGAGGAGUACAGGCACAUCGAGGGAAAAUACGUCCGGCUGACUGGCUACCCCUGCUCCUGGACCUUCUACCACCACCUCCGGCAGGAGAUCCUCCAGGAAUUCUCCUUCCAUGACCAUGUCAAGGAGGAGGCCAACCGGUACCUGGCCGGGCUGCGUGGGCAGCGCCGGAACGUGACCUACGUGGGUGUGCACGUCCGGAGGGGGGACUACGUCUGGGUAAUGCCCCAGGUCUGGAAGGGGGUGGUGGCGGACAAGGCCUACCUGGAGAAGGCCAUGGGCUACUUCCGGGCCAAGUACCAGGAGCCGGUCUUCGUGGUGACCAGCAACGGGAUGGAGUGGUGCCGGGAGAACAUCGAUGCCUCGCGGGGGGACGUGUAUUUCUCCGGGGAUGGGAAGGAGUCGUCGCCAGGGAGGGACUUUGCUCUCUUGGCCCAUUGCAACCACACGAUCAUGACCAUCGGGACCUUCGGCAUCUGGGCUGGUUACCUGGCUGGGGGAAAGACCAUCUACUUGGCCAACUACACCCUCCCCGAUUCCCCCUUCCUCAAGAUCUUCAAGGCUGCGGCCGCCUUCCUGCCCGAGUGGAUUGGGAUUGACGCCGAUCUCUCCCCGCUGCAAAGUGGGGCAACCAGCUAAAGGAGCUCAGCCGGGAUCACGUGAUGAAAGCAGCCAUGAGUCAGAGGCGCUUUGUCCCAUCCCAAGCAGGUGGCAGAGGAGCAUCUUCAAAGACGUAUCGUUCUUAACGGCCCAGCCGGACUGACAGCUGCUGGGUGUUCCCCAGGGGAAACCCGUUGGUCACUGUUACAGAGUCAAUAUUCCUGACUUCAGAUACAGGCCUGGUACGUUCACACAAGUAACAUAAUCCUAUUCUGCCAA
Messenger RNA from Gopherus flavomarginatus (Mexican gopher tortoise), 2015 nucleotides. Its product is annotated as galactoside alpha-(1,2)-fucosyltransferase 2-like. The record is from RefSeq and is a predicted model, not a curated record. Gene Ontology annotation, cellular component: membrane. Gene Ontology annotation, biological process: carbohydrate metabolic process. The transcript is spliced from 2 exons. Lineage: Eukaryota; Metazoa; Chordata; Testudines; Testudinidae. Gene Ontology annotation, molecular function: galactoside 2-alpha-L-fucosyltransferase activity. Bases 510 to 1775 code for a protein of 421 amino acids.